ACCCCUCUCCGCCUCCGCCUCCGCCGCGCUAGGGUUUUGUCUCCACCUAACCACACUCACAGCCGCCUCCGCCUCCGCCGCAUUUCGGCCGCGCUCUCGCCAAAAUCGCCUCCCCGCAUCACCUGUUCCUUCUUCCUCCCUGCUGCGCCCUCUCAUCAUCAUGCUCUGCCUCGGGAGCGGCGGCGGAGACCGGAGCCAGGCGUACGGCGGCGGGCGGGGGGCGCCGACGGGAGGACGCCGAGGCGGGCGGAAGCGCACCGCCUUCGUGUGGCCGUCGGCAUCACCGUGGCCUCACACGGGCGCGGACCAGCAUGGGGUCGUCUUCCCCUGGCCCACGCCGAUUUGGCCGCCCCUGGCGCACCCCUGCGGGCCUGCUCCGGGCGCAUUCCCCGCGUCCUCACCGGCCCGCCCACCCCCCGCUUCCGCUCCACCAACUCCGGUGCCGUCGUCCGCGACUAUCGGUAAGGAGCUCGAGGAGAGACCGUUCCCCUUCGUCUUGCCUGCGGCGGAGAAGGCGCCCGCGGUCGCGCCGGUUUCCAGGAAGCAGCUCGCCCGACCUGCCCGUCUCGGGGCCGGGACCGUCGCGAUGAUCCGCCCGAAUCGCAGGCGCCGGGCGGGAGGGCGCGGCGCGCCCACCGGCUUCCCUCCGGGCCCGUCGGCACCGCCAUGGCCUCACGAGGGCGUGUACCAGCACGGCAUCGUCUUACCCGGGACCGCCGCGACGAUGCGCGCGAACCACCGGCGCCGGGCGAGAGGACGCGGAGGUGGCCGCGUGCCCACCGACUUCCUGUGGCCGCCUCCAGGCGAGUCGGCACCGCCGUGGACACACGAGGGCGCGUGCCAGCAUGGUGUCGUCUUCACCGGGCCCGCGCUGACUCCGUCGGCCCGGGCGUACGCCUACGCGCCCUCUUCUACGCCCUCGCCAGCGGUCGCGUCGUCGCAGGCGGGCCUGCCCGCGGCGGAGAAGACGCCCAAGGUUGACACCGCGCUGGUCUCCAAGAAGGGCCCUGCCCACCUCUCGCGUCCCGGGGCCAGGAACGUCGGCGCGAACCGCUUGCUCAUCAACGUCGGCUACAACAUGUUACCCUGCUAUGCCCCAUGGCCCAAGAUCACUCAAGCAGAUGUCAGGAAAUAUAUGAUUGUGUUUAUUAAGGUCGACAGAGAUGGAGAUGGGAAGAUUACUCCUGAAGAGGCAAGGAAUUUGUUUUUAAGUUGGCGGUUGCCAAGAGAGAUCUUAAGGAAGGUGUGGGAUUUAUCCGACCAGGAUAAGGAUGGGAUGCUGUCCUUCAAGGAAUUUUGUUUUGCUGUGUACUUAAUGGAGAGGUUCCGAGAGCAGCGACCACUUCCUGAUGUAUUACCAGAUGGUAUUUGGGCGGAGGGAAUUUCACUACCCUCUACUGGCCAGUUUGCAGAAAACCCUAGUGGCCUGGCUCCCCAUCCAAGUGCUGGGGUUACAAGUAGAGCAAUGCAAGGACCACAUCCUGGAAUGCCUCCUUCAUCUGUGAAGCAACAACAUCGAAGGCCUCUUCAUUUUGAUGAUGAUACUAUGCAAACUGAACCACAAAAACCUAAGGUCCCAGCAUUGGAGAAACAUUUGGUUGGCCAGCUUAGCAAAGAGGAAGGAAAUGCACUUGAAGCGAAGUUCAAGGAAGCUUCAGAUGCCGAUAAAAAGGUUCAAGAGUUGGAAAAGGAAAUACUGGAUUCCUGGGAUAAGACUGAUUACCAUCGCACCAAGAUGCAGGAGCUUAUUCUCUACAAGAGUAGGUGUGAUAACAGGUUUAAUGAAGUCUCAGAAAGUAUGUCUGCUGAUAAGCGUGAGGUUUCUAUUAACAGAGAAUCAAAAUCAAGGCCUGUAGACAUGCAAGAGUUUCAGUCCAUUACCAACAAUCAUUGCUAUACCAGCCAGCCUGUUAGAGAGGUGUCAAUGUCGUCAUCCUCACCAUCCUCUAGCAGGAUGAUUGGGAUCUCAAAAAUUCAGGUUAUUGUAUAUAUUGGCAACUUUAGCCCGUUCCCGAUGCAAUUUGAAGACAAUUCUACAAUUGAGCACAUUGUGUGUGCAGCUUUUCAAAAACAAAAUAUCAACAAAUUUGAUGCAAUCAUCCGAGUGAAUAGCCGCAAUGCUUAUCUUCAGGAUACAUUGUCUUAUUUGAACAUUAAUAACGACAAAGAGUGUAGUCUCUAUAUCGGUCCUCGGCUACGGGGAGGUCAACCUCCUUCAAGCUCUAAAUGCCCUGUCCCUCCAAGUACUGAGUUAUUCAUCAAAUAUUUAUCAAGGCUUGGGGAUGAACUAUUCGACGUGGUACUUCUUCCAUCAGAUCCAGACAUAGACUUUGUCGGUAUGGUUCCAUAUUUUGUUUCUCUGGGAUUACAAGGUAUUGAGAUAGCUAAAAUGCUUUUUGAGCUUCUUGAAAGUUACCAUGAGAGACAGAAGUGUGUUUCACGUUUCAUCUUGGCAAACCGUGAUUAUGAUAGUACCUCCAAAAAAUUACUGUUUAGAGGCGGUGUACGAAUAGUGGAUUUUGAUCACAAUAACUACUGCGAGAAUAUGUUUGAUGCUGGCACGGUUUUAUCUGAAAUAUUCCGGUUCGAUGAGUUGAAGCUCCUGGCCGGUUAUUCUGGAAUACGGAUACCACCUGGGACUGCUAACAAUAAUGGCAAGAUCCCCAAGCUUGUACAGCUUUUGAUUCAUGACCUGCAAACUGGAAUAAGAGUAUUCCCUGGUGCUGGCAUGAGCAAGCGUGCAAGGGCUUAUUUCCGCUGCCAUGUCGGUGUGAUGACCCCGGCUGCACGCCUAGCCUUUUGGUUAACAUCGGAGUUACACUUUGAAUAUAUGGGCGGUGAGCAAGUUCUGGAUGGUUUUAUCGGUGAACUCCGUGUACCUGAUUGGUCAACAUAUGCAAUCCGUUCACCUGCAAUGAUGACAGUAUAUCUUUGGCGGAAUUACAACACCUCCUCCAUGGGAUGCCAAUUGUCCUGUUCGCGUAAUUUUUUAAGUCAUGCUCGAGAAAAUUUAGGUGCCCUGAUGUCAGAAAAACAGGCUGAGGCGUACCUGAACAUUGUGUUUGAGUGGCUGUUGUACUACCUGCUGUUGAAGUCCUCGUUUCCAGGAGCGGUGAUCAAUUGGAACAAACGUCCUCUACCCCCGGCACUGCCGCCGCCGCCGCCACCUUAUCCUGUGCCUGCUGGUCCAGCUCCAAGGCAACUCAAGUUCUCCAACAACUUUACGUUUGACCAAUUGAUUGAUACGAGUGGAUACUUGGGUGACUGUUAGGAUUGAUCCUCAGAAAAUCUUCUUGGCAUAGCUGUUACAGUUUGUUGUGUUCUUCUACCCAAGUGGAUUGGAUUCAAACUUGUCCAGACUUUGUUACACUUGUCCAGUUUGUUGUCUAUCAUCUUGUAUCAUGUAAACGGCCAAAUGUUGCAGUCCUAAACAAACUUUGUAAUAUAAACUUGAAUAACCGGAGCCUUAUCUUGUGCGUUCAACAGUGUAUACAGUUGUGGUAAGUCUGAUGAUCUCUAGGAGUAACUGAUUCUGGUAAUUAAUUGAGCUAUUGCUUGAAUAACUGGAACCUGCGUCUUGGUUGCUCUAGCAGAGUGCUAUUACUUGCCUUUUCUGAAAGGACUAUGUGAACUUUGUAAUAAAACGUUGGGAGUAUAUUGUACGUGCUAUUACUUGCCUUUUCUGAAAGGACUAUGUGAACUUUUUAAUAAAACGUUGGGAGUAUAUUGUAGUA
Molecule: messenger RNA, 3734 nt
Organism: Aegilops tauschii subsp. strangulata
Lineage: Eukaryota; Viridiplantae; Streptophyta; Magnoliopsida; Poales; Poaceae
Biological process (GO): endosomal transport; endocytosis
Cellular component (GO): plasma membrane; cytoplasm
Molecular function (GO): calcium ion binding; protein binding
Source: RefSeq, a predicted model, not a curated record